CACAGUUAUCGUUCCCUGUUAAAGGGUACAACUUUUCAAAACGAAAGAAGAUCACAGUUUUGGAACCUUUUCACCUAUACACUACACUACAGUAGACGGAGUAGGUGGCUUGGGAGGAAGAUUUACUCAGCUUAUAGCGACGUUUCCAGACAAGGUCAGUUCCUACGAGUACACAAGAGUUGGAUUAUAUGAUGAUGACGACGAUGAUGAAGAGACACUGAUAAACAAGCAAGAAAGCAGAAUGUCGAUUUGGUGGAUAAUCUCAGGGUUGGACUGGAUCUCGGGAAAAAUAAAUCAAUUUACAAUCAUAUUUAGAAAAUGGCUCGGGUGUUGUACAUGUACCUUGGGAUGGAUGUGGUGCCUCUUUAAACAACUAUGUUGUUGUAUUUACGGAAAACCCAAGAACUGCAUCAGAUUCUUACAUUCACAAGUUUGUUGUUGUACACACCGAGCGGAUAAAAGAUACAUGUACCAGCGUGAAGCAGAAAAACUUCAGGAGGAAUGUAGAAAUCUAAAAAUCAGAUACCAGCGUGAAGUAGAAAAACUUCAGGAGGAAUGUAGAAAUCUAGAAAUCAGAUUAUCUGAUAGUCAGGCAGAAGUGCGAACUCUGGAAUCAAAACUCAGUCAUAGAGAAGAAAUAUUAAAUGAUGAACGACGGGAAAAGAAAACAUUUAUAUCCAAAUUUGAAGAAGAAAGGAAAGAAAAGGAGAAAGCACUAACAAGAUUAAGUUCUAUUGCUGGGGAUAAAUUAAGGGUAAAUAACCCUGGAAUAGCUGAUCUGUCAGACGAAAAUCGACCAAACAAAUUAGGAGAAAAGUUCAGCGAGCUCUAUGACAACGAAUGGACAGAGGCAUACGAAAGUUUAGAAGAUGUUGGUGUUGAUGAGGAAGAGAUAAUAAAAAAGCUUUUGGACAUUUUAAAGGAGGUUUACACUUGCUGUCAGCACUAUGCCAAAGCCCAGAGACACAGACUGAUUCAGGUCAUCUCACUACCUUCCAGAUCCGAUGAGCAAUCACAGGAUGCUGCAACACCUGAGAAGGUGAUGUCCAAGGUGGUCGAUCUUCAAAAACAGACGGUGUCAAUUGCUCUAUCCGAUGUAAAGAAUACAAUAAUUACAACCAGAUCAGAAUUUGCAGACACCGAAGUAAAACAGAAGUACACGGUCCGUUGCAUGCAGCUGUGCUGAAUGAUGGCAAUACAGGACCCUCCAAUGCUGCUCGAUUUUGGACCGGCACAAAAUGAAGAUUUUGAUAAAAAUUUGUUCAGAUUGUACACAAAGCAAGGCAACAGAGUAGAUUUCAUUGUUUGGCCAGCUUUAGUUUUGCAUGUUAACGGGCCCAUUGUUCAGAAAGGUGUUCUUCAACCGAAGCCAAGCUGAUAGGAUAAUCCAUUUGACUGAUUGAUACCAGCCGUAUUCAAUGUCAUUACUACCUGUAGAAAAUAGCAGAUAAUCAUAAGCAAAUAGAUAUUUUCUUAUUAAUGAAAUUCAUGAUUUGGUAUGAAGUAAAAUAAAGCCAUUACUUUGUGACAGUUAUCAGAACUUUAAAGCAUUGAGAUUUGGACGAUAACAAUGGGGCACUUUCAUGUAUUGUGUCAUAGAUGUACAAUGAAGAGGUAAGUUAUAUGUGGUGCAGAACAACAUAUAGACAUAAAUUAUGUGUAAUAUCAGAACAAUAUAUAGACAUACAUUAUACUAAGUGGUUUUGAUUUCGCAGUGCUAAACGUUUGCGGUUUUUCAUAUUGGUCUAAUUGCGGUGGUUUUAAUUUCAUGGAAUUCAAGUUCUAUUUUGAUUACUGGUAAAUGUUCAAAACGUAUUAUGUCACACUUGCAAAAUGAUUGCGGUUAUUUUAAUUUCGUGGAAAAAUCCCCGACUGCAAACAUAGCGAAAUAAAAACCAUCACGGUCAUUUCCCCAUUUACAGUAUGUAAUAUCAGAACAGUAUAUAAGCAUACAUUAUAUGUAAUAUCAGAACAAAAUAUCAAUGUUUUGAAUUCAGAAGUUAAAGAAAUUCGUUGUACAUGUAUGGAUACAUUAUGUUAUGAAAUGAAAUAAAAGAUAUGCAUAAUGAU
Molecule: messenger RNA, 2070 nt
Organism: Ostrea edulis (European flat oyster)
Lineage: Eukaryota; Metazoa; Mollusca; Bivalvia; Ostreida; Ostreidae
Exons: 12
Coding region: 242-1186 (314 amino acids)
Source: RefSeq, a predicted model, not a curated record